AUGGCGCUAUUUUGGGUAUUGCUGGCGAUUACUGGAUCAGUUACUUCUGCGCUACAGUGCCAUCAAUGUGCCGGAAGUGACGCUGUGGGUUCGCUUCUGCAGAAGGCGCUCACCAAUUUCAACAUUACUCUCGGCCAAUCAUCGGGCGAUUGCAAAUCGGAAACGGGCGACAAUAUGUGCACGGGGACCGCGUGCCAAAAGAGCGUCGUGGCCUAUAAAGUGUCCUACUCUGGGAUAUCUUAUACCUACGAAACGUACGUCAAGGGAUGCUCCGCGAAUGCGACGCAAAAGGUUGGUCAGUGCACGGAUGUGGCCACCGAUGCGACGGGCGGCUAUACCAAGACAUCCUCCGUAUGCCUCUGCGACGACAAAGACUUUUGCAACGGCGCCUCCAUGCUGUCCACGAUCGCAGCCCCGAUUCUUUUCCUCGUCUUCACCCUACCUUUUGUUUUGCAG
Messenger RNA from Mesorhabditis spiculigera, 456 nucleotides. NCBI's taxonomy places the organism in Eukaryota, Metazoa, Nematoda, Chromadorea, Rhabditida, Rhabditidae. The record is from the annotation of a GenBank genome assembly.